AUUUAAAUUAUGGGGAAGUGGUACGGCACAGAAGUGAAGACUUUUCGGUUAUGGAGGUCAUGAUUCAUUCAUCUACCUUCCUCCUUCCUACAAUCCCAGCCGACACUCGUCCUUCUCUAACCUACGCACUUAUCGUCCUUAAUCAACGCCUUCCCAGAUUUGCUCCCCUUCUUUGGGACCGCGCACAACUGCGUUUGUGUGCUGAUGGAGGCGCUAACCGUGUGUACGACGAAUUCCCUCAAUUCUUUCCUCAUGAAGAUGCUUCUCAUGUUCGAAACAGGUACAAGCCAGACCUCAUUAAAGGAGACAUGGAUUCAAUUCGAAAAGAAGUACUGGAGUUUUAUGCAAGCUUGGGAACCAAGGUAAUUGAUGAGUCUCAUGAUCAGGACACCACAGAUCUACAUAAAUGUGUAGCGUACAUUCGGGACUUCACACCAAACUUGGAGAAGUCUAAUCUCUGCAUUCUUGUUGCGGGUGCACUUGGUGGAAGGUUUGACCAUGAGGCUGGAAACAUCAAUGUUCUUUAUCGAUUCUCAACCAUGCGCAUAAUCCUUUUAUCUGAUGAUUGCCUUAUCCACCUUCUUCCAAAAACUCACCACCAUGAGAUCUACAUCCAAUCGUCUGUUGAGGGUUCACAUUGUGGACUCAUUCCGAUCGGAAUGCCGUCUGGGAGAACUUCAACAACUGGGCUGCAAUGGGAUCUUGAUGAUACAGAGAUGAGGUUCGGCGGUUUAGUAAGUACAUCAAAUAUUGCCAAGGGGGAGAAAAUAACUGUGACAUCUGACUCUGAUCUUCUCUGGACAAUCUCAAUUAAGAAGUAAAAAAGGGUUAUCGCCUACAAGGUCUGCAAGCGUAAAGGUUGGCCAGGAUGUGAAUUGCUGUGGCCUUGUGGAGUUCAGAUGAUUGAUUCUUCCCUAUGUCAUAUUUCUAAAAUUAAAAGCAUAAAUUAACUGUAAAGUCCAGGUUAAGGUGCCAAUUAGAUUAUUUUUCAAUUGUGCAAGUAAGGUGACAAAUUUUUUUAACUCUUUUAAGAGUGAUAUAAUAAAUUUAAGAACUGAUUUUGGUGCAAAUGUUGCAUAGGA
Molecule: messenger RNA, 1082 nt
Organism: Mangifera indica (mango)
Lineage: Eukaryota; Viridiplantae; Streptophyta; Magnoliopsida; Sapindales; Anacardiaceae
Product: thiamine pyrophosphokinase 1-like
Exons: 6
Coding region: 51-821 (256 amino acids)
Biological process (GO): thiamine diphosphate biosynthetic process; thiamine metabolic process
Molecular function (GO): thiamine diphosphokinase activity; ATP binding; thiamine binding
Source: RefSeq, a predicted model, not a curated record